AUGGAGCGGUGGGUGCUGGUGGUGGGCGCGGCGUGGCUGGCGGCGGCGUCGGGGGGGCCCCGGCCGGGCGGCCAGUCGGCGUCGUGGGACGAGGUGAACGUGCUGGCGCACGGGCUGCUGCAGCUGGGCCACGGCCUGAAGGAGCACGUCGAGCGGACGGGCGGGCAGCUGCGCGCCCUGGGCGGCCGCCUGAGCGCCCACAACGCCUCGCUGGCCCGCCUGCAGCGCCGCCUCGACGGCCGCGUCGCCCAGCUGGCCGCCCAGCUGCCGGCCCUGCUGGCCCAGCUGGCGGCCCACAAGGCGGCCGUGGGCCAGCGCCUCGAGCGCCUCGACGGCCGCCUGCGCCGCCACGGCACCCACAACGGCGGCGGCGGCGGCGAGGAGCUGGGCGCCCUGCAGGAUUUCGUGAGCCGCCAGAACUUGAGAAUCGAAGAGCUCUUCCAGAAACUUAAACAGCAGCAGUACCGGAUGGAUAAGCAGAAUCUGCAGAUUAAGAGUCUUCAGAGUAAGGUCAACAUGUUACUGCCGAUGCACAUCAAAGAAAACGAAACGCAGACGCCCCGAUGGAAGAACAGUGUCGUCCGCAGUGCCGACCGAGCAGCCAAUCACAGCCAAAUUGCCCGGGCAUGGACUUUGGAGGCCUCCGAAUUCCCUACUGGUUGUCCCCAGCUUUACCUGGAGGGAGAACGGAACAGCGGGGUGUUCCAGAUCCAGCCUCCUGGCUCAAAGUCUUUCGAAGUCUUUUGUGACCUGGCUUCAGAUAGUGGGGGCUGGACGGUAAUUCAGAGGCGUCGGGACGGAUCUGUCGAUUUUGACCAGUUGUGGGAGGCCUACAGGAACGGCUUCGGAAAUAUGAGCGGAGACUUCUGGCUGGGCUUGGAUAAAAUCCACCGGAUCGUACGAGAAGGAAUGUUCCGCCUCGUCAUCGAGAUGCAGGACUGGGAAGGGAACUCCCAGCUGGUCCAGUUUCUUUUUAGGCUGGGGGGAGAAGACACUGCCUAUAUGCUCAGCCUCCUGGGCCCCGUCCUCGGGGAACUGGAGAAUGCCAUGGGUGACUUCCCCCAGCUGCCCUUCUCUACGAGGGAUCAGGACCACGACCUCAAGGGAGACGCUAAUUGCGCCAAGCAUCUCUCAGGAGGCUGGUGGUUCAGCACCUGUGGCCACGUCAACCUCAACGGGAAAUACUUCCGCUCCAUCCCCCGCCAGCGGCACGAGAGGAAGCAGGGCAUCUUCUGGAAGACUUGGAAAGGGAGGUACUACCCCCUGAAAUCGACCACCAUGAAGAUCCAGCCCCUGGAGCUGGGAGUGGAAUCCUAGA
This is a messenger RNA of Euleptes europaea (tarantolino), 1318 nucleotides long. It is a transcript of the gene ANGPTL4, whose product is annotated as angiopoietin like 4. Gene Ontology annotation, molecular function: enzyme inhibitor activity. Gene Ontology annotation, biological process: triglyceride homeostasis. NCBI's taxonomy places the organism in Eukaryota, Metazoa, Chordata, Lepidosauria, Squamata, Sphaerodactylidae. The record is from RefSeq and is a predicted model, not a curated record. The coding region runs from base 1 to 1317 and encodes 438 amino acids. The transcript has 7 exons.